This is a messenger RNA of Colletotrichum phormii, 2595 nucleotides long. RefSeq lists its product as uncharacterized. The transcript is spliced from 4 exons. The coding region runs from base 157 to 2442 and encodes 761 amino acids. Gene Ontology annotation, molecular function: ligase activity, forming carbon-nitrogen bonds; ATP binding. Gene Ontology annotation, biological process: tRNA processing. NCBI's taxonomy places the organism in Eukaryota, Fungi, Ascomycota, Sordariomycetes, Glomerellales, Glomerellaceae. The record is from RefSeq and is a predicted model, not a curated record.
ACGUUGGAGACUGCCAACCGUUGAUUCGUCAAUUGCAAAUAUCUUCUGAGACGAAACCCACGAUAGCUUCGUGCAGCUCAACGACACUCCACUGAACAAAGCAGUUGAGACUACACAUACGAAAGAACAAAGGGGCGAGGACCACCGCACGAUGGAAUGGCCUUCACCAACCCCCCGAUCGCGACCGCAGCGGCGACCGCAACAGCAACAGCGGCAGCGGCCGCAGCCCACCACCUCUUCCUCCACCCGGUCCCGAAACCCAUAACCUUUCUCGAAUUCUUCGACGCCAUCCGCGCCGCCACCCCGCCGCGCUUCCCCCACGCCCGAACCGCCCAGCCGCGCCGCAUCGGCCUCGCUGUGUCAGGCGGCGUCGACUCCAUGGCUCUAGCCUACCUCUUUAACCAGCUGCGCGAGAUCAACCCCCUCAUGCGCGUCGUCGAUAACCCGCUCGCGAAAAUAUCGGCCUAUGUCAUUGACCACGGCCUGCGCGAGGGAUCCCGCGAGGAAGCACUCGCUGUCGUGAAGGAGUUGCGGAAUUUCAAACAUAUUAGGCCGCAGUCGGAGGCGGUUAAUUGGAAGGCUGAGGGCGUGACGGGCGAUCCGAAUCUGUUACCCAAUGUCGAGAGUCUCGCGAGGAGGGUGCGGUACCGCCGGCUCGGAACGCUGUGUCUCGCGAUGCACGUCGAGAGUAUCUUCCUCGCGCACCACCAGGAUGAUCAGUACGAGACCGUGCUGAUGAGGUUACUCGCCGGCCACGGAAGCCGCGGGCUAAGAGGGAUGCUCAAAGCCGGGAAUAUACCAGAGUGCUACGACAUGCACGGCGUCUACGAGAGCGGCCACGUCGACGACCAAAUGAUGCGGAUCCCGCAGAUCAGCUUCCGCCCGCCGAAGAGGGAUUGGAGGCACAUGCGGCGGCAGCUCGUCUCGGAGCUGGAUUUGGAGUUGUACGGUGCCGACUCUGGGAGCGAUUGGCUGUUCUCGGCGGCGAGUUCUGCGUCUGCGAAGGCGAGGGCCGCGGCGGCGGCAAGGAAUAUGACGAGGAUUCGCACCGAGGAGGCUGGGGUGAUGAUUUAUCGCCCGUUGCUCGAGUUCAGCAAGGACCGGCUGAUUGCGACGUGUGAGGCGAAUAACGUGCGCUGGUUCGAGGACGCGACGAAUAAGGACGUGACGCUGACCACGAGGAACGCGGUGCGGCACAUGGUGCGGAAUCACAAUUUGCCCGCGGCGCUGCGGAAAGAGAAUGUGCUGAGGAUGUCGGCGCGGUGCGGGGCGAAGCUGAGGGGUCUGGAGCGGGAGGCUGAGAGGUGGAUCAAGAGGCAGGUUAUCGCGGAGUUUGAGCCGAAUGUCGGGACGCUUGUUGUUCGGCUUCCUGAGCUGGGUGUCUUUGGUCCCGGCCCGGGACAAGGGCGCGGGAGGGGGAGGAAGUCAGUCAACGACGGCGUGAGGAGGGAGCUGCGGCUCGCGCACCGGAGGGCCGUCGCGGGGUUUGUCGUAAAGAGACUCGUCGCCUUCGUCUCCCCCGAUCGGAACCCGCCGCAGCAUACAUCCCUCCAAAACAUUGUCGCCAAACUCUUCCCCACCCUCGUAGAAGACUCUCCAUCUUCCUCCGCCUCAGUCCCAAUGGCACCGCCCAAGGCCUUCAACCAGGCCUCCGUCCUCUUCCUCCCCCUCGCCCCCUCAAAAUGGUACCUCGUCCGCGAACCCUACCCCUCCCUGCACCCGCACCCGCAAACGACCUACACGACGACCUCCAACAUUAGCGACAAGCACCGCCACCCGACCUUCCCGCCCACGCAGUGGGAGCGGUGGUACGCGUGGCGGCGGUUCAAGCUCUGGGACGGGCGGUUCUGGAUCCGGGUGAGGGGCCGGGUGAAGGCGUAUUUCCGGAUUGCGCCGUUUGCGCCGAUUCAUGGCAAGGCUUUUCGGGAGGGUCUUGGGGGUGGGGGGGAGGCUGAGUUUGAGGGCAUACUGAAGCGUUUCGCGCCGGGCAAAGUGCGGUAUACCCUCCCCGCGCUCUACGCCGUCAACCGCGACGAGCAGACGGGCGAAGAGGUGCUGAGGAUGCUCGCCCUACCGACGUUGGGCGUCGGGUUACCUGGCCUGGAGAGGUGGGUUCAGUAUGAGGUGCGGUAUCGCAAGGUCGAUAUGGGUUUAUUUGAGCGCGAGACGGUGGGUAGAGGGAGUAGAGGCGGCGGUUGGGGUCGUAUGCCACAGAGACGUGGCGGUGGGAGUGACGGUGGCAGUGACAGAGGAAGUGGAAGCGGUGGUAGAAGUCAGAGCAGCGGCGCCUUUGUCGGUGGUGCGGUGCUCCGGAGACAUGUUUUGGCGGAUGGCACGGCGGAGGAGAGGGCUUGGAAGCGGAUUAGUGGGAUUCGGAGGAGGAAGAGGAUGAUGACGGCGGUGGUGGUGCGGAACAAGAAGAAGCAGGAGGAGGAGGAGUAGGAGAGGAGAGCGAGUUUUGGUUUGAGGUCUGCUUGAUGAGCACGAGAUACCCCCCUUAUUUACCUGUGUUUGCCUAGACCUUGGGUAGUAAUACUUCAUUAUAUCAAAGGAGAUGAUUUGCCAGUCACUGUGAGAGCGGAGAUGGAUGAGAGG